This is a messenger RNA of Lactuca virosa, 858 nucleotides long. Lineage: Eukaryota; Viridiplantae; Streptophyta; Magnoliopsida; Asterales; Asteraceae. The record is from the annotation of a GenBank genome assembly.
AUGUUUGGAAUGAAAAAUUCAGAUCCUCCUGAUCCUAAUCGUGAAAGCUUGUAUGAAGAUGAUUUUGAUGGUGAACCUGGCGCAGUUAGAAGAGGAAGAAGAGCUGUGCAUCGGGAAAUUUCUCCCUAUUCUGGGGAUAAACUUCCGAGAUUGAUGGAAAAAAUUGAAGAUAAGAUCAAGCGCAAUCAGGCUGAGAAGAAAUUCCUGGAUUCGAAAUCUCCUAUUGAAGGAUUGAAGUGUGGUUUAAGACCUGGAGUCCAUGAAGUAAUCAGAUAUGGUUAUGGCAAGGAGAAUGUCGAUCCAAAUUUCAUCAAAUCGGAGCUUCAAGCUUUUGAUAAAGCGAUGGAUGAUGUGAAAAAUUUGGAAUCGUUGAUGGCUUUUCAGGAUAAUGGAAAACCAAAAACGAUUAAUGAACUGGUUGAGGAGAAGGGAUUUGUCCUGCUCCAAGUUACUUCUGAUAUGGUCAAGGGAUUCAAUUCUUCGCAGGAUAAGGCUAGCAUUUCUCAUCCUUCGUCCCCUGUUCCUGUGAGUGAUGCGAUCAAUGACAAGGGUAUUUUGGGUAAGUCUCCUGUUAUUCAAAAUACUUCUAUGAAAUCAGUUGCUCCUUCUGUUACUGUUGCUAGUCCUGAGAAAUUGUCGAAGCCUUCCAUAAGUAGUAAUGAUGAAGUUAUGAAAGACUUAUUGAAUGAGUAUAAGAAUUUGGGAGGUGAUUUUGAAAAUAAUUUGAAGAUAGAGCAGGGGGUUAACUUUUUGAAUCUGAAAUGGGAUAAGGAAAUGAUGAAUAUGGAUGAUUUUUCUAAGCUAAAAAUUUCUCAAGCAGCUAAAAUGGCUUCCACACUAUUGGGGCUAAGCUCUUAA